Molecule: messenger RNA, 349 nt
Organism: Halteromyces radiatus
Lineage: Eukaryota; Fungi; Mucoromycota; Mucoromycetes; Mucorales; Cunninghamellaceae
Product: 60S ribosomal protein L38
Exons: 4
Coding region: 17-226 (69 amino acids)
Biological process (GO): protein-RNA complex assembly; translation
Cellular component (GO): ribosome; cytosolic large ribosomal subunit
Molecular function (GO): structural constituent of ribosome
Source: RefSeq, a predicted model, not a curated record
UCUAAUAUCGUUCAUCAUGCCCAAGCAGGUUCUGGACAUUAAGCAAUUCCUUGAAAUCACCCGUAGAAAGGACGCCAAGUCUACUCUCGUCAAGAAGAACGGUGACAAAUACAAGUUCAAGGUCAGAUGCUCUCGCUACUUGUACACCCUCGUCGUCAACGACAAGCAAAAGGCCACCAAGCUUAGACAAUCUCUUCCCCCUGCUCUCCUUGUCAAGGAUAUCUAAAGGAACCUACUUGUCUCAUUCUUAUCAAUGUGUUAUUCGAUCUUUUUUUUGAUUUGUUAUAUACAACAUGAUGUUAUCUGCUGUUUGAAUAAAAGAAAAAAGUAUUGAUUCCACAAAACUUGA